AUGCAACCUGGGAGUAGUAAGGAUACAAGGCCAGUUCAUCCUCCUCCCCGACAAGAACGUACUUUCAAAGCUUAUAAAUUGUUAGAAGAUAAAGAAAAAGGAGGAGCAGCUAAUAUAAAAAGAUAUGAUGGCCGAGUUCCGGGAAAUCCUAGCUACGAUGUGGUCAAAGUGUCUGAUCCCAGACCGAAAUAUGAUAUUUAUCAUAGACUACCUACAACUCUAGAUUUACCUAUUCCUCAUUUUACGAUUGAUGAUAACUAUACUGGGAUACCGCCUAAAAGAGAAGUUUCAGUUUUCAAUUUGAAUGAUAAUGUAAAUGCGGCAUUUCUUAGAAAUAUGGCUUGUAAAAUUGGAGAAGUUGAGCAGGUGGAAGUGUACUUUCACCCAGACAAACACAAACAUUUACAAAUGGCCAUGAUUAAUUUCUUAGAUGAACGAGAUGCUCUCUCAUUCGUUCGUCAGUUUGAUGGAAAAUCUGUGAUGGGAAUAUCAAUCACAUGUGUUUCUGAUCCUUUUUAUGCUUUACUUAGUAGACGUUAUGAAGAUAGUGUAGGGAAAAAGUGUCCCAUUCCAAAUCAUUUGAAAUCCCUCUCCGCGCACGUGUUGGAAGGACGACGUUUGAAGAUUAUAUUGGAUAAUGAAGAUGAGAGAGCAAUACAUGUGCCCGCAUUCGAACGUUCGUUUUCCAUGAGCUUGGAAUCUCAGGAUUCUCCAGCGUUCGUACCGAUCAGACAGAAAUUGCCAAGAACGCCGUCUCCACCUCCAGUUCCCAUUCCAAGGCCAACUUUUGCUACUUUCGAACACACCCAGGAAGAGCCAAAACCGGCAUUAGUUCAGAACGUUCAACGAGAGUCCAUUAGUAGUACUAUAGAGGAAAGAAAAGAAUAUCACAAGCCUCCGCCUUAUAACACACUACCUCCAAUAGGGUUUAAUCAAUAUGCGGAACCACCUCCUCCAUAUGAUGGAGAUGAUUUUUCAAAACAAUCAAUUCCUUCAACUUCUGAUAACAGGGAAAAAGGCCGAGAUAGUCGACAGAAAAGAAGAAGUCGUAGAAGCAGCACUUCCGAUUCUAAUUCUUCCUCAAGUGACAGUAGUUCGGAUUCUACUUAUUUAACUGUUGAGAAGAAAGAGAAAAGUUUGAAGUAUACUUGUGCCAAAGAAGGUCAGAUAUUGGAAAAGAAGGUGAAAACGAUUACUUACAAACGCAAAGAAGCCAGAAAAAGUGAUACUAAGUCUUCUGGUCUACAAAAUAUAAGUAGUGACGAAGCAAGUGAUCGGGAUGAAGUUAAAGAAAAGCGGAAGCAAGAUCAUCGAUGGAGUAGCUCAUCAUCUGAGAGUGAAGACGAGAGAAAGAUUCGUAGGCAUGAAUUGUCAAGAAAGAAACGUAGGGAAGUUACCAAACUCAGCAGUUUUGAUAUGGGUUCAUCUCACGAAACUGCCAUUUCUCGCACAUCUUCUGUUUCUGACGUUCAUGUAUCCGCGAUCAUUCCACCUGUUGUAAUGCAACCACCACCUCAUCCUAUGAUUCCUGUGUUCAAUCCCAAUCAGCCUCCUCCGAUGAUUCCAUUUCAUCUGCCGCCUCCAGUUCUCAAUCAGUACAGCACCCCACCUCCAAUGUUCAAUCCUGUACCAACUGCUCAGCCGCUCCCAACGGUGGAACUCCGAUUGUUUGACAGUCCUCCUAGAGAAAAACCUUCAUUGGAGGACCGUCUUGCGAGUCUUUUCGGAUCAACUCUAGAUGAUGGUGAUGACAUGCCUCUUGAAACUACAAUGAACACAGAAUUGCCUGUUAACAACCAAGUAGAAGACAUGGAUGUUGAUGUAGAUUCAGAUCGUUCCCCAGCUUACGUUGCAGCACCAGUCUGUGAAGAAGAAGAAGAGGAUGGGAAACCUGAGCUAUAUAAAUGCACAAUGGAAACUAUUUAUCAUGCCAUCGUGGCUGAUAUUCGAAGCGAUCUUUGCGAUGUGUUAAUAAAGGAUUUACAAAAUAGAUUGCAAACUCAUGCUUUCCAACUCCUGGAACAACGAUGGCAAUCAAGGAGGUCAGCAUUAGAAGUAGAGAAAAAGAACCAGGCCAUUGCUGCUUUACGAGCUUCACAGGAUAGUAGUACAUUCAAGCCAUCACUGGAAUUCAAAAUGUUGCCAUCGUUUUCAAUUCCAAAGAAGUUCACCUAUCAUAAGAAAGAACAAGUUGAGCCUAUAGCUACCCCAUCAACUUCUCAGUUGUCCGGUGAAUCUUCGUCUUCUGAUCAUGAGGAAAACUCCAAGUCCGAUAGCGAUCCGGUCGCAAAGAAAGGAAAGAAGGAAGUCAUCAGUUCAUCUUCUUCGGAUGAAGAGGUCGCAGAAGUGGUAGAAAAGCCGAAAAUGUUCGGUCUUGUACGAGAAUCAUCUGACUCGGAUAUGGAAUUGACAACUAAUACUGAGGUUUUAGAAGCUCGUUUAGCCAUGCGAGAUCCACUGAAUGCACCUUACUUCCCUUGGCCAGCAAGUACUGUAAACUACGACGCAUUGCCAGAGCCUUCAGAGGUUUUCCAAAGAAGAGAUUACCAUGUUACUCUAACGGAACAUUGCUACCACAAAAUAAAUAGGUUGGUACCAAAGCGAGAGUACACUGAAGAACCUGACGACUCAUCAAGAAUCCCCCCGAAGAAGCCAUCAAAAAUUUCUCGACCCUUCAAACCGUCUAAAAAAAUAACUCGAGACGAACAACUGAAGAAAAUUACGUUCCCUCCACGAACGGAUGAAGAGAAAAGGAAAAUAAUCUAUGAAUGGGAUGGUUGUUUCGAUGCUGAAGAUCAGAAAUUCUUGGAAAUGGCACUCAGCCAAUUGCAGCCAGAGCAUGGUCCUCCUCCUCCAUGGAAGCGAAGAGUUCCAUUUAUACCUACUAUCUGCUCUUCAGCACAAGAUGACGAUAAGUCUCAAGAUUUUGAAGAAAGCUAUGAGAAGUUCCUACCUAACACAAAAGGAUGUGCCAGAGCCAUGGGAUAUUUCAAACUUUCUUUGAAGCAAAAGAGAUCUCUUAUCAGAAUGCCUGAAGAAUUCCGACAAGAAACAACAAAUAUAAGCGAGCGCGAUGAAGCGACUGCUCGACACCAAGCUCACCAGAAUAAGGAAAGUCGAAUUCUUCAUCGUAGAUUAUUAACUACCAUGGGAGAUGAUAAGAAUGCAGAAUUCUUCAAAGUGAAUCAGUUGAAGUAUAGGAAGAAAGUUAUUAAAUUUGCUCGUUCACGUAUUCAUGGAUGGGGUUUAUACGCUCUUGAGCCUAUAGCCCCCGAUGAUAUGAUUAUCGAAUAUGUCGGUCAAAAGAUCCGAAGCAUAGUCGCUGAUGAGAGGGAGAUACAAUAUGUGAGAAGAGGAAUUGGAAGUAGCUAUAUGUUUAGAAUAGAUGAAAAUUGCGUAAUUGACGCAACCCAAAGAGGAAAUUUCGCCCGGUUUAUAAAUCACUCGUGUCUUCCAAAUUGUUAUGCAAGGAUUCUGACCGUUGAAGGAGAUAAACGCAUAGUAAUUUAUAGUAAAACUUUAAUAAAUAAGGGGGAUGAAAUAACUUACGAUUAUAAAUUCCCACUCGAGGAUGACAAGAUAGAUUGUCUCUGCAAUGCCCCUACCUGUAGAGGUACAUUAAAUUAA
Molecule: messenger RNA, 3627 nt
Organism: Auanema sp. JU1783
Lineage: Eukaryota; Metazoa; Nematoda; Chromadorea; Rhabditida; Rhabditidae
Source: the annotation of a GenBank genome assembly